Lepus europaeus (European hare) is the source of this 836-nucleotide messenger RNA. It is a transcript of the gene PTGES2, whose product is annotated as prostaglandin E synthase 2. NCBI's taxonomy places the organism in Eukaryota, Metazoa, Chordata, Mammalia, Lagomorpha, Leporidae. Gene Ontology annotation, cellular component: mitochondrion. The record is from RefSeq and is a predicted model, not a curated record. Gene Ontology annotation, molecular function: prostaglandin-E synthase activity.
AGGUGAACCCCGUGCGCAAGGCAGAGAUCAAGUUCUCCUCCUACAGGAAGGUGCCCAUCCUGGUGGUGCAGGAGGGCGAGAGCUCGCUCAACGACUCCUCUGUGAUCAUCAGUGCCCUCCAGACCUACCUGGUGUCGGGGCAGCCGCUCCAGGAGAUCGUCACCUACUACCCGCCCAUGAAGGCGCUGAACGCCCAGGGCAAGGAGGUGACCGAGUUCUGCAACAAGUACUGGCUCAUGCUGGACGAGGAGGAAGCCCGGCGCAUGUACGGGGCCAAGGAGGCCAGGACGGAGGAGAUGAAGUGGCGGCAGUGGGCGGACGACUGGCUGGUGCACCUCAUCUCCCCCAACGUGUACCGCACGCCCGCCGAGGCCCUGGCCUCCUUCGACUACAUCGUCCGCGAGGGCAAGUUCGGGGCCGUGGAGGGCGCCAUGGCCAAGUACGUGGGAGCAGCCGCCAUGUACCUCAUCAGCAAGCGUCUCAAGAGCAGGCACCACCUGCAGGACGACGUGCGCGAGGACCUCUACGCCGCCGCCGACAAGUGGGUGGCAGCCGUGGGCAGGGAGCGGCCCUUCAUGGGGGGCCAGCAGCCAAACCUCGCCGACCUGGCGGUGUACGGCGUGCUGCGGGUGAUGGAGGGGCUGGAGGCCUUCGACGACCUCAUGCGGCACACACGCAUCGGGCCCUGGUACCUGCGGGUGGAGCGGGCCAUCGCCGACGCCCCCCACGCGUGCUGACCCGGGGGGCCCUGGGGAUGCUGCCCCAGCCCUCUCUCUCGGACACGGAAUGGUUCUGCGGGGGGCCCUGGGCUGCGAGGGGCACGGCCCCGGCUCAGG